Molecule: messenger RNA, 2508 nt
Organism: Phyllostomus discolor (pale spear-nosed bat)
Lineage: Eukaryota; Metazoa; Chordata; Mammalia; Chiroptera; Phyllostomidae
Gene: MAP2K5
Product: mitogen-activated protein kinase kinase 5
Exons: 23
Coding region: 717-2138 (473 amino acids)
Biological process (GO): protein phosphorylation
Molecular function (GO): ATP binding; protein kinase activity; protein binding
Source: RefSeq, a predicted model, not a curated record
CAACAUGGCGCCGCAGGAGGCGGGUUCUGCUCGCCGGCUCUGAUGGUUCCGGCGCUGAGCAUUUUGGUUCCGGAGUAACUGUGCUCUCGCAGCCGCCUUUCUCCUUCUCCUCCCUCCGCUGCCGCCGCCGGUACGCAGGGCCUCGGGCGGCCGGGGCUGAGCCCGCGUGCGCUGCGCCCUGUGGCUCGGCUUGGGGCAGAGGACUCUCGCGAUCCUCCCGUGGAGGGUCUCCCACCCUCGGCGUUCUGUAUUCUGGCGGCCCCGCGGCUUCUUCCUAACAGCCUUGGACUGAGUCCCUUUCAGUCUGGGACAUCCCCCCCGCCCCGUCGCCCUCUAAGGAGGAGUGGACACCUGCCGCUGUAUUCCCGUAAAACGGGGGUUUUUCUCUGCCGAUUCCUCACACCCACACUGACGGCCGAGAGCUGCACUGUCCCGUUUUGCCUUCUUUUCCCGACUCUAGAACCUCUUGACCUCCGCUAGUUACUACUGCUCCCUGCCCCUAGCCCCGUCCACGCUCACAAGGGAGACAUCCCACAACCCCAUACAGCCUGGGCCUGGGUCGGCGCCUGCGGGCCCCUUCUUGAUCACUCCACCUUUCUGAUACCCCUCACCCUCUGUCCUCUUACUCUCGGUCCGCUUGCCACCCCUUGGAGCCUCCGCCUAAUCAGGGGCUAUGGAUACCCCCUACCCCGCGAUGUGAGCCCCUUAAACCUGUAAUGCUGUGGCUGGCCUUUGGCCCCUUUCAUACCAUGGAGAACCAGGUGCUGGUGAUUCGCAUCAAGAUCCCAAAUAGGGGCGCGGUGGACUGGACAGUGAACUCCGGGCCGCAGUUACUCUUCAGGGAUGUACUGGAUGUGAUAGGCCAGGUUCUGCCUGAAGCAACAACCACAGCAUUUGAAUAUGAAGAUGAAGAUGGUGAUCGAAUUACAGUGAGAAGUGAUGAAGAAAUGAAGGCAAUGCUGUCAUAUUAUUAUUCCACAGUAAUGGAACAGCAAGUAAAUGGACAGCUAAUAGAGCCUCUGCAGAUAUUUCCAAGAGCCUGCAAGCCUCCUGGGGAACGGAACAUACAUGGCCUGAAGGUGAAUACCCGGGCUGGACCCUCUCAGCACAGCAGCCCAGCAGUCUCGGAUGCACUUCCAAGCAAUAGCUUAAAGAAGUCUUCUGCUGAACUGAAAAAAAUAUUAGCCAAUGGCCAGAUGAAUGAACAAGACAUACGAUAUCGAGACACUCUUGGUCAUGGCAACGGAGGCACAGUCUACAAAGCAUAUCAUGUCCCAAGUGGGAAAACACUAGCUGUAAAGGUCAUACUACUAGAUAUUACACUGGAACUUCAGAAGCAAAUUAUGUCUGAAUUGGAAAUUCUUUAUAAGUGUGAUUCUUCAUAUAUCAUAGGGUUUUAUGGUGCAUUUUUUGUAGAAAACAGAAUUUCAAUAUGUACAGAAUUCAUGGAUGGGGGAUCUUUGGAUGUGUACCGAAAAAUCCCAGAGCACGUCCUCGGAAGGAUUGCAGUAGCUGUUGUUAAAGGCCUUACCUAUUUGUGGAGUUUGAAGAUUUUACAUAGAGAUGUGAAGCCCUCCAAUAUGCUAGUGAACACAAGAGGACAGGUCAAGCUGUGUGAUUUUGGAGUUAGCACUCAGCUGGUGAAUUCUAUAGCCAAGACGUAUGUUGGAACAAAUGCUUAUAUGGCACCUGAAAGAAUUUCAGGGGAGCAGUAUGGAAUCCAUUCUGAUGUGUGGAGCUUAGGAAUCUCUUUCAUGGAGCUUGCUCUUGGGAGGUUUCCAUAUCCUCAGAUUCAGAAAAACCAGGGAUCUUUAAUGCCUCUCCAGCUUCUGCAGUGCAUUGUUGAUGAGGAUUCGCCCGUCCUUCCGGUUGGAGAGUUCUCCGAGCCAUUUGUACAUUUCAUCACUCAGUGCAUGCGAAAACAGCCAAAAGAAAGGCCGGCACCUGAGGAAUUGAUGAGUAUGAGUUCCUUGCAGGUGGUUCAUGAUCUUAGAACUUGCCGCCUGACUUGGUUCUGUGCUACUGGCAUUCAGGGCCACCCGUUCAUCGUGCAGUUCAACGAUGGGAAUGCCACCGUGGUGUCCAUGUGGGUGUGCAGGGCGCUGGAGGAGAGGCGGAGCCAGCAGGGGCCCCCCUGAGGCCUCAGUGGGGUGCUGAAAGCCAGGACUGGUCACCAAGGGGAAAGCCCACCUGUCACGCCCCCCUUCCGUUUGCUGUCUGCAGCAGAAGAGCUUUGCUGGGCCCGAGCCUCCUUGCUCUCACCCUCGGCUGUGCCGACAGACGCCCUUGCCUGUGCCUAGGGAGCCCUCCCGGUGGCCAGCCCUCACGGCGGGAGCCCUCGCCUCUCCAGUCGGGAGGUAUUGACUGCGGGGGGGUCGAGGGUUGGAGGCAUCGAGAACAGAGGCCUCCUCUGCCACCGCCCCUCUUCCUUCUUGCUAACACUUUUUUGUAAAGGGUCAGGUGCCAUCAGCAUCACUGGUGGGAAUAAAAAGUAUUACCGCUUUGUGA